GCCCAGCACUUUAGCAGAUGUCUAUUCGUUUGGCCGCAUAAUCUUCAUCACGGUGACUGGCCUACAGCCUGGCGCUCAUCCGAUGGACCCGGAUGCGAUGCAACGGCAUCAGCUUCACCACGAGCUCGAAUUUCUAGUCGGCAACGGGCUUGCAGGAAAGAGCAAGGCUCUCAUAGAGAAGUGCAGCAGUCGCGAGGACGAGUCGGUCUACGACGCAGCUAACAAGUCACCCAACGAGGCUGCCGACGAGGCGGCAGACGAGGCAGCCAACGAGGCACUCCACGAGGCAGCCGACGAGGCAGCCGACGAGGCAGCCAAUGAGGCAGCCAACGCGGCAGCCAACCGAGGCACCAAGCAGGCAACCAUCGAGUCGCUUCACCAGGUAAACAAGAAGGCAGCCGACAAGGCAGCCAACGGGGCAUCAGACAAGGCAGCCCAUGAGGGACCCGCAUUUCGGAUCUCGCAUCCUGUGUGCUACAGGUCCGCAAGUCACGUGAAGAAGGGUAUCGCGUGCCCCAGCUCCGACCAGUGUCUCUUCAUAAGAGACUCGGAAAGGACCAUGUCCUGCAUCGCGCACGGCGGCCUGCGCGGGCUCCGGGGCAAGAUGUUCCAGCACGGCCAGGACUGCCCGAACGCUUUCGGGCACGAGCCGAUCGCGAGGACCACGCGGUCUGCGGAGAUGGUCGAUGAAGCAAAGCUCACGAACCUCAUCAAAGAAGCAAAGGAUCUCCUGCAUCUCGCCAAGAACAUCCUGGGGUAUACCAAUCUUGAGCGUCGUUACCGCUCAGGGUGCGCAACUGAGUACGAUGCGAGUCGUCUGAACCAGCAUGCGCCCCCGAAUGGCCAAAGGCAUGAAGUGGAGAUGCGCUACUUCAAUUCGACCCGAGUGCAUCGUCACCUGCACUCGGACAAGCUGGCAGGGAUGCUUAACAAUGGGCUCGAUGAAGCCGGACUGCUCGCGAAGAUUUUCAAAAAGCCGACCUAUCAUCCCACGGUGAACCUCCCGCCGGACAUGUACAACGCCAUCUGGGAUUCUUCCAGCGCCGGCAACGUUCCCUGGGUUGGGGAAGUGGGGCCUUUCAUAAAGGGCAAACACUUUCCUAUCAUUCGCGGCAAGGUGUCAGUCUGGGAGGCCCCCCGCGAACUGGGCGGACGUCGCGGAGUCGAGGACUUGAGCGCUGUUGUCGCUACGCCCUGGUGGGGUGCGAAAGCCCCCAUGGGGCGCCGCAUCACCCGGCCAUUCCUCACUCAAGAACAAAACAAGGCCCUGCCCCAGGCGUGGUUCCAGGAACCAACCGACAAGCUCUACGAGAUGCUGGAGACGAGAACGCCUCGGGAGCUCUUUCAGUGGUUCUUGCACCCAGUCUGGGAUCAAGUGGGCCAGUACAGGCUUAGAGGAUCUCGGAGGCACAUUGCCGACAGGUUUUACUCCAUCCACGCCACGCUGCCCGACCAGGUCGAUUGGACCGGCGCUGCAGGCGAUCCUGACCAUGUUCAGCCAGGGCCUGCUGCACGCAUUCGCUAUCCGACGAGGGAGAACGAGCCCCUCGCGGACAGUGCGUUGGGCAGGAGGACGCUACUACACGACGUCGCGGCAGUGACCUCUUUCGAGGGGGCAGCGUUCGAGGACCUGGAGGCUCGCGCGAACGAAUUUCCGACCUACCGCAACGUUCGGCCCCCGCGCCAGCGCCCCGCAUGGGGCGGCGACCCACGGCCGCUCGUCACAUUGGAGGGCCGCAGGGCGUCGCGCAAACAGGACUACCAGGUCGAGUACGCGGACAGCCUUUAUCACUACGAGCGGCUGAAGCGCUCUGACCAUGUGUCUCCUGACCCCGAGCAGCGCCGUCUCCAGGGCCCCCCCGACCGUAAGUUCGACCCGAGUCCCCUCUACAUUGCGCCCUCGCCGCGCGUCGACCUUCGUCGGCAGCUGAGGCUCCGGGCGCACCCCCGCCAUCCCACGCCCAUGGCGAGGGUCGUGCUCCAGAGCCUCAGGCCCCGGGCACUGCCCCGCAAGCCGCCUCCUCAGGUGAUGGCUCCGCCCGGAGCGCCUCCGCGGUCGGCGCAGGCCCCGGCGGAUCCGCCCUCGCAGGCGCCGCCGCGGAAGGAGCCGCCCUCGAACUUGCCGACGGGGAAACCCCCGCCUCCGGGAUGGAAGCCGCGGCCAGUGGAUGGUCGCACGCCGCCGUCGCCGCCUCCGAGCAGUUACUCGUCAGCAGGGGACCAGAGCAAGCACCCGCCUACGACGCAGCCGAGGCAGAAGAGAGCGCCUGCUGCGCCUCACCCUGGCCCUGCCGCAGCCCACGCGGAUGGCCGGGAGCAGCAGGCACUUGGCGACUACGCAAGCGAGAACAAGGCGGGAUUGGAAGAGCGCCUGCGCAGAGCGCGCGACGAGCGCGAGGCGGCCAACCGCCCCCCGCAGGCGGAGAUUCCGGCCCUCGAACCAGCCCAUGGCUCGGAUGGCAUGGACCAGCAGGUGACCAGCAGUUACGCGACCGGAGCAUCAGCGGGACUGGAGUCACGUCUCCGUCGGCUCCAGGCACGUGGCACUGCACAGGGCGAUGUGCAUGACGCGGGGAGCGUAGGUACCCAGGGCCAUGCCCACGGUACCCGGUCAACCGAACCGGCCCAACAGCCCAUGGCUGGCCGCUCGGAAGCAGACGACUCCAAGACGGCAAAGAAGCGGAACAUAUCUGCUCUUGCCGACAAGAUGGGAGUACACGGCUACUGGAACGCCCUGGAGUACUGCUACGAGCGGCACAAGAAGGAGAGCAGACCCGAUCCGCGUCUGGUCCUGAAUGUCUUGCCAGACAAAGGACCGAGGCCAGCUUACAGUACCGCAGCGGAGUCAAUUGGCAUGGCCCUCGCCUACGUCAUCAAGCCGGAGGCGGCCGGCUGCUGGGAUCCCUUCCCGUAUCCCGGGGGAGGUGGCUCUGACCGCAGCAUUUGGGACACGCUUGCGCCCCGCGCGUUUGCACGGGGACAGAACGGGAUCAACCUCUACCAGGAAGCUGGCCUGAACCCCAGGAUGCUCUUACUUCGCGGCUCAGAGCUGUAUCACCGAGGGGAGCACCCGGAGGGCGACAACUGGCACUUCCUCCCGGUAGGAGAUAACUACGCGUACGCCGUAGACUUCGUCAAGUACAUUAUCAACGCGGCGAAGGUGUGCUACGAGCUGUGCUGCCCCGUGUUCGACGUGGCGGAGCGCCCCUACGGCACCCCCGCCAAUGGCGUCGACUCCGGAGUAUAUGUUUUCCACGAUGGCGACAUGAUCCAUGUGUUACACCAAAGCUACAACCGUGGUGCAGAAUUUUGGAGCGACGGCAACAUCGUGACCAUGGUUUUCAAGCUCGCAACCCCGCCGGCGGCAGAAGGUGGCUUCUGCCCUAUCGACACGGAGCCAAAGGGGAGGAAGCAGUACGUUUGCGGCGUGCCAGAACUCAUAGUUAAGCUGUCGCUACGACUGUAUUGCAUGACCCCCAGUCAGGCUAACCGACUACAGACCUGGGUGUUCCAUCCGCAACAUUCUCGCCACUACGAGGCGGACUUCAAGGCGCUCGUUGACCCCGCUCCUGCUCUGGAGGAGGAAGUUGCGCUGUGGCGGAUUGAGAACGAGAUAACCGAUCAGCUCCUGGAGGAGCAGCCCCGCACAGACUUCGACAAGGCAAAUGCGAAGAGACAGGUGCGGAGCCGCUUCUAUUCGACGAAACAGAAGGAUAUCGUCGCUGAGUUCAAGGAGAUAAGCGCAAAGAUCACCGCCCGGGAGCACCAGAUUUUCAGCCUCCGCCUCUGCCAGAGGCUCUCCACCUACGCAGAUUUCUCGGCCGAUCCGCUCCUAGACCACAUCCGGCGUUUGCCCGAGGGCGAGCGGUCCAGAGUGGAUAGAUACCUGCGAGCCCGAUACAACACGAUCGAGAGCCGCAACCUGCCCGGGCCAGACCAUGCUCUGGCGCCAAUGUAUCCUCACUUGCGCCCGAAGCUUUAUGCAACCGCGAGCGAAGUGGGGCGCGGUGGGGCCCUCCGCCUUGCCGGGCUGAUCAUUCACCUCCUUCGCCACAGCUCGGCCCAUGUGCUGAGCCGGGGCGGAUGGGGCGAGGUGGAUGUGCUGAUCAAGGUGCUAACGGACGUCGGAUUCGACCGCCCGUGGGCCAGGUUCAUGCGCGCCGCUGCCGUGCUUGACCCACAGGAUGUCCAGAUGCUGGGGGUGGAAAUGGACACAGCAGAUGAAGGCCCCACAUCCCGCCCCAUGGACUGGGAUGUAGUAUUCUCCGAAGUUUUCCGCAAAGGCGUUGGAGCAUCCGAGGUCUGUGGAGACACGGGCUCAUCCCUGGCGGAGAGUGAAGCAGAGAAAAUAUUCGUGAUUCCAUCGACACGACUGCUUUUCAUCGGGGCUGUGCACGGCGAUUCGCUAAGGGUCAUCAGUCCAUACCUUCGGAAUGUACGGUAUAAUCCCAGCUUGUGCGAGAAACACGGAGCCCUGCUUAUACCAGUAGAUGCCGCUGACGUCCGUCACAGUCAGGAUGGGCGGGUGGCUCCCUCGCACGACGAAGCUACAGGCAUCAGACAAUGCAACGCUGUGGCUUACACCGUUGCGCUUUCUCCGCAUGCAUCCAAGAUCAAUGAUCGCCAUGCGCUGGCGCCGGACCACGUAUUCGAGCCACUAAGCUUUCAGGAAGCACGAGCACUGGUUUGUCGAGAUGCCGAUCGGGUCCGUUUAGGAAAAGCAACCAAUUCCCCGACAUUCCUUCACCGGGGCGGCGUCUCAAAAGACUUUGUUGGGAAUACUAACAGAUCGGCGUUCGACUUCCACUUGUCAAACUUCGACGGCAAACACUUCGCCACCAUGGGCUCGAGGCGCAUGGAGGCGCACCCACAUCGGAUAUUGCCGACAGGACAAAUCUUUACGGACAAUAUCCCACACUGGAACAACAUCUGGCAGAUUUUCGCCAUCUCCGAGUCGCCUGGCAACAAGAUGUCGUGGCACGUCGCUUACGACCGACGUCUGACCAUUGUUCAGGUCGUGCCCAGGCACAGGACUUGCUGCGUCGAUAUACUGGAGCCCAACAAGUACAUCCGGGCCGGCUACUCAGAGGACCGGAUGGACGCAGCGCUGUGGGCGGAAAUCAGGCAGCCGCCUGGCUGGGAUGAUGAUGCAUGCCUCGUUUGCCACAUGGGUCACAAGUCCAUAUACGGCAUGAUGGGUUGUUCAGUAUGCUGGGAAGACAUCAUCUACGAGGGCCAGGACAUUCACCAAGCUGACCUCAGGCUACCCAUCAACCAGCACCGCAGUACUAGGGCGGCCCACGAGCUCGUCACAUACUUCACAACACUCGACGAGCCUCUGGAAUAUCACCGGGCGGACACUCUUGCCUCUUGCGAGGCACAGGUCCGCAAUAUGCGGUACGAGCCGCCCGAGUUCUCCGUCUACGACCCAGACCUCUUCAAUGACUUCGAUUGGACGCAGAUUGACGCGGACAACACAGAUAAACGCGCCAUGCGCGUUCAUCUCACGGAAGUGGGCCAGUUUCGCACGACGCUGGCGCGCGAGCUCAACAUCCUGAAGGCGCACCGCGAGCUGCUGGAGCUGGUGCACAGGGGCAUAUAUAGAAACCGAUCAGCUCUGCCACAUGUCUCCUCUGACGCGCACCUGAUCGAGGCGUGUGUGCAGUAUUUGUUACAGUCGCACGCUUCGGCGUUCAGACGCGGUCAGCGGGCCACGCUGGACACAUUCCAGCACGCAGCAGUCGAGUUGCGGCCGCUGCACGUGUACGAGGCUGCGGUAUACGCGUUGAACAUGUGGCAACAGCAUGGGGCGGCGCCACCCGAGUCAGACGAGGCGCCCAAGAUUGCGGCGGAGUGCCCUUUCGGCAGCAGCCGCUUGAGCAGGCUGACGCUGCGAUUCUCCGACAGUGGGCUGGAGGAUGGUUUCGCCAAGCACCGCGGGCCGAAGCUCAUCUCCAACAUGCGAAAGUGCGCGGCGUGCGGUACCAUUUUGGCCAUAGCGUGCCUAAUCAUUGAUCGGCCCUGGGACAAUUCUAUCGAGCGCUACGAGAGUCCCCAAGACAUGCAUGCGAGAGAGAGCGCACGCGGGAUAGUAUUGGGCCUAGGUCUCUUAACGCUGAGCACGUUUACGGUGUGGUCUAUCCCCUUCAUGGUCAAAGCCCAUACGUGUGCGCUGGAGAUCAUGGCCCUUUGUGUUAUUUCUAUGGGGCUCAUAGUUUAUAUAUUUUCAACGCCAUGGUACAGUGCAUGGGCUUUAGGCUACAUGCCAGGGGCGGUUAUUAAAGGAUCAACUGAUACGAACUUGGUGCUGUUCAUUGUUGGUAUCCAGACGACUACCAAUAUGGCGUUGCCGAUCCGAUUCUUUAUCGGUGUGUUUCUGAAUAUCGUGUGCAUUCUAUGCUACUCCGUUCCAGUUUUCGUUUUUGGGGGACCCGAGAUGCAGAAUGCCUUUAUUCACCUGUGGUUCUUAGUAUGCAUCGUUGUUCUGGCAGCGGUAGGGAAGCACAGCCUCGAGUACCACGAACGUUUCUUGUACGUUACCCUCCUCAACGAGAAGCGUCUGCGCUUCCAGUCAGAGUUCGCACUGUCCAACAUGCACCCCGAUGUGCACCCCGAUUUACCUCGUCAGCUUCCUUCCUUGAGCGGAGAGUCGGUUCCGUCAACUUCUGAUUCGGCACGGGCCUUCGCGCUGGACACUGAUACGCACGAGUGUGUACGACGACUUGCGCAGAUAGGGGAGAAGGAACAAUGGUUGAUCCAGCAAGACGACCUGAGCAUGGAGCCGCUGCACCUGCUAGGCGAAGGUGGGUUCGGAAAAGUUUACGCGGGGCUCUACCAGGGAGCAUCCGUGGCAAUGAAG
Messenger RNA from Prorocentrum cordatum, 6859 nucleotides. The record is from the annotation of a GenBank genome assembly. NCBI's taxonomy places the organism in Eukaryota, Dinophyceae, Prorocentrales, Prorocentraceae.